AUGGAGGGGAAACUGGGUUAUAAGAAAAAAAGAGUGUUUGGAAAUGAGCUAGCCGAAAAGAAAAGAGUAAACAAGAAAAUCGUAUUUUUUAAUAUGAUUUAUUUGAUGAUACUUUUUAUAAUUUGCUUUGUAGGAGGAGUACUGUUAGGGUUCUUAACCACGUCAUACACACCUGAAAUAAACAUAAUUCCAAACAACCAAAAUAUAUUUAAGUUUUUAUAUAAAAAUAAUAAAGUAAUUAUAGGGGGGAAAUUAAAAAUCAAAAUAAAUAUAAGCAAUUAUACUAUUUUAUCGUACAUACUUAAUGCAGAAAAUGUAAAAUAUUUCUAUUUUCCCAUAGGGGAGAAUUAUACAUGUCUGUUGUACAACGGAGGAGUGGAAGAAAUAUCAUCAAAUCAAGCACCUUUAACUCAUAGAAGUGAGAUCAGCGUCCCUUUAAACAACAGCGAAAGUAGUUUUUCCACAAAAUUAUCUGUUAAAAUAAGGUAUACCCUUUUGAAGCGAUCGGAUGACAUAUUUUCUAUACCAUUACACUUAGGCUACGAGAUAACAAAUGCAUAUAAGGCAGAAAUACAACCAUUAUAUAAUGAUUGUAUACGAUUUAAUAAAUUAUAUUUUUCCAUACGACUCGAUGAUUUAUAUAUAUCGAACGAGUUUAGAAAAGUGCAUAAUGACAAGAAGUACGAGUUAAUAUUUUCAUGUAGAUGUUUUAUAGAUGAUAAGGUGCAUUCAUUUUUUAAUUCUGUGGGUGUAAACAAAAAUGCAAUUUUGUAUAACUUAAAAAAUGAUCCAUCAUUAGUAGACUAG
This is a messenger RNA of Plasmodium malariae, 807 nucleotides long. RefSeq names its product conserved Plasmodium protein, unknown function. The transcript is spliced from 4 exons. The record is from RefSeq and is a predicted model, not a curated record. Lineage: Eukaryota; Apicomplexa; Aconoidasida; Haemosporida; Plasmodiidae. The coding region runs from base 1 to 807 and encodes 268 amino acids.